Molecule: messenger RNA, 1476 nt
Organism: Daldinia caldariorum
Lineage: Eukaryota; Fungi; Ascomycota; Sordariomycetes; Xylariales; Hypoxylaceae
Exons: 1
Coding region: 1-1476 (491 amino acids)
Source: RefSeq, a predicted model, not a curated record
AUGCGUCGCCGACAGAGCAUACAGGUUCUGGAACUCGAAUCAAGAGUCGAACAAUUAGUAGCAGAAAAUCGCGCGCUUGCCGAUGCAAAGGCCCACGCCGAACAGAACCUAUCUCAUCGGACCGCCUCCGCCAUUACCGAGCGCGAUGCCGAAAUCGAAAGUCUCAAGGCUUCUCUCGAAUGGCUGCGAAAAGAAGUCACUCGAUUGACUGAGGUCAACGAAGGUCUUCACAGCGCCAACAACGUACUUGCUUUUCAACAAAAUGAGAAGUACAACCGCCUCGAAUCGCAACACGCGUCGGCAGCGAAAGAACUCGAAGACUCUCGCAUAGCUCAGAAUAAUUACGAUAGGACAAUACAAGAAAAAGACAGCGAGAUUCAGGAGUUGCGCGCCCAACUUGAGGUUACCAAACAGCAAGUUAAGGAAAUGCAACGGCAAAUACUUGCCCAAAGACCUCACGACGCCGACUUCCUUCGUCUUAAAGAUGAAGAUCAUUUUGACCAUCGCUGCCAACAAUUGUGUCAACACGUGCAGCAAUGGGUUCUUCGCUUCUCCAAGUUCUCGGAUAUGCGUGCUUGUCGGUUGACAAGCGAAAUCAACGACGAAAAGAUCAUUGACCGAUUGGACAACGCAGUCUUAGAUGGCUCUGAUGUCGAUGAAUAUCUCAACGACCGAGUGAGACGUCGUGACAUAUUUAUGUCUAUGACUAUGAGUAUGAUUUGGGAAUUUGUCUUUACUCGUUACCUUUUUGGAAUGGACAGGGAACACCGACAGAAGCUCAAGUCUCUCGAGAAGCUUCUCUUAGAAGUCGGACCACCUGCUGCUGUCCGCCAGUGGCGUGCCAUAACGCUGACGCUGCUAUCCAAGAGGCCAGCGUUUGGUGAUCAGCGCAACCAGGACACCGAGGCCGUCGUACAGGCCAUCUUCCAGACCUUAUGCAUGAUCCUCCCGCCUCCGUCCAAUUUGGAGGCGCAAAUACAAUCCCAGCUCCGCCGUGUCAUGCGCGAAGCUGUUGAUCUUUCAAUAGAGAUGCGUACACAGCGUGCGGAAUACAUGAUGCUACCGCCAUUACAACCUGAGUACGACGCCAAUGGCGAUCUAGUGCGAACCGUUGCUUUCAACGCAGCGCUCAUGAACGAGCGGUCCGGAGACACCAUCUCUAAUGAGCAGUACGAAGCCCAACAUGCCAUCGUUCGCACCGUGCUCUUCCCACUUGUAGUUAAGAAGGGCGAUGACAACGGUGUUGGAGACGAAGAAGUUGUCAUCUGCCCUGCACAGGUGCUUGUCGCCAAACCCCCGCGUCGCGCCACCAUCCGCAUCGUCACACCCACGUCCGAAUCAGGCAGCAUCCCGCUGUCGCGAGGCGCAACGCCUUCCGCAGCUGCACCUAGCACCGUCAGCCUGCAGAUGAAGGACGCCCCCCUACCCAUCCCAACUCCCCCACAAGAGGCCGAGUACCUCGAAGGCGGCAUCUAG